AUGCACGUGUUUUUUUUUAUAUCUUGGUUUCAUCUAAUGAAGCAAGUGUCUGCCCUGGCCCUCGUCUUGUCAUCGAUCAUCUUAAUUCAACAAGUUCUACCGAUUCCGCCUGAUUUCUUUCGAAUCGAGCGCAGAAUGAACCGAAACGUUGAAAACAAUCAGUUCUUAAAUAAUUAUCGUUCGAGAGGUGAUUUCGAAGAUGUCUCAAGUUUAAUCUGCAGCUACUGUUCGUCAAUCAAUUACAUUUCGGAAGCCACUUGCAAAAAAAAUUUGGCGAACGAAAAAAAAUCCUGUGCCAUAGCGUUGCUGGCAGAAUUGAACAGGGACGGAGAUGUAAAGAACGUUUAUUAA
Helobdella robusta is the source of this 351-nucleotide messenger RNA. RefSeq lists its product as hypothetical. NCBI's taxonomy places the organism in Eukaryota, Metazoa, Annelida, Clitellata, Rhynchobdellida, Glossiphoniidae. Bases 1 to 351 code for a protein of 116 amino acids. The transcript is spliced from 3 exons. The record is from RefSeq and is a predicted model, not a curated record.